AUGUUCUCGCUACCCGUCUUCGAGAAGCUGGAUGAUCAGCUCACUCGCCAUCAAGAAUGGUUAGAAGAUCUGCCGUGGUAUUGUCCGCAGCAUGAAUGCGCUCAUGGCCGUGAGAUCCUGAAUGAUGUUGAAGAGUCAACGAGACAGGAGGAUGACCAACCCCCCAUUGACGAGUACUUCACCUGCAUCUGCACCACUCCCGUUCGCCCCCCUCCACCCGGAACUCACUCCGACGCAGUUCAACCACCCUCUCGUAUCCCCUCGUACAUCCAGCACACCCUCUCGUACAUCCAGCGCACCCUCUUAUACAUCCAGCGUACCCUCUCGCAUCCUCCCUCGUACCCUCUCGCAUCCUCCUUCGUACCCUCUCAUAUAUCCACCGCACCCUCCCGCACCCUCUCGCACCCUCUCUCGCACCCUCUCGCACCUACAAUGCACCCUUCAGGGAUGUAUUAA
Molecule: messenger RNA, 456 nt
Organism: Suillus clintonianus
Lineage: Eukaryota; Fungi; Basidiomycota; Agaricomycetes; Boletales; Suillaceae
Exons: 2
Coding region: 1-456 (151 amino acids)
Source: RefSeq, a predicted model, not a curated record